Kogia breviceps (pygmy sperm whale) is the source of this 2964-nucleotide messenger RNA. RefSeq names its product nuclear factor I B (gene NFIB). Gene Ontology annotation, molecular function: DNA-binding transcription factor activity, RNA polymerase II-specific; RNA polymerase II cis-regulatory region sequence-specific DNA binding. Lineage: Eukaryota; Metazoa; Chordata; Mammalia; Artiodactyla; Physeteridae. Gene Ontology annotation, cellular component: nucleus. Gene Ontology annotation, biological process: regulation of transcription by RNA polymerase II. The record is from RefSeq and is a predicted model, not a curated record.
UCGACCGGGGUCCAGAGGGUGGAACCGGUGAAUUUUUCAACUUGCAAGUUUUGCAACGAAAGAAAGCGAGAGAGGGAGGGGAAAAAAAGAGCCCAGAGCAGAAAAGAGAGGAGUUUGGAGCCGAGCGGGAGAGCGGGAUUUAUCGUUUGGGAUUUUUCAGGAGCGCGUUCCGAUCCCUCUGGGCGGCGGCGGCAGCAGCAGCAGCCUCCUCGCUCGGCCGGGUCAGACGCGGGGCGAGGCGCGCGGGAGGGCAGCCGGGCGUGGAGGAGUCGGCGCGGGCAGUGGCGGCUGCAGCCGGGGACUGCGCGCCGCGAGCCUCUUCCGCCCAGGAGACCUGCGCUCGCGCCCCCUCCCUCACCCCGGCCUCUCCCGGCUCCCCCACCCCACUCCACCCCACCCCACCCCGCCCCCACCCCGUCCCUCUCCCGCGCGCGCCCCGCCACACGCGCGCACUCGCUCACGCUCCCCCUCGCGCACACACAUGGUCUGCUCGCGGCAAAGUUUCGCCUGCGGUCGCCACUCCGGGAUCCUGCCGCAGUGCUCGGGGCUGUAACCUUGAACUUUCCCAGCGCGGUGACACAUUCUCCUCGCUCUCCCUCCCGCCCUCUCUCCUGCGCCCCCCUCCCCGCCUUUUUUAAAAAAGCAUUUCACCACCAACCACCACCCCAAUCCAACCCACACCGAAUCUUCGCGCACCCCCUAGCCCCCAACAAAAACAACAACUGCAAAACAGAAAACAAAUCCCCAAACCCAGGCGAAAAGCAGCCAACACCGGCGGCGGCGGCGGCCUCGGCGAGCACGGCCAGCGCGCUCGGACUGCAGGAGGGUUAAAAGUGUAGAUUGGAUUUCACCCCGGGAAAUCUAGCACGCCGAGUGAACUUGAAUCUUUGGCUAUUUAAGGAGGACUGGGUUUGUUGUGAAGUUGCGGUGAUCCAGCGCAGAGCCCCGUCCUGAUUGAUCGCAUCGCGGGGCUCAGAUGACUGUAAAAUGAAUAGAUGAAAUUCUUGCUUCUCGAAGAUUUUCUUGGGCAUCUCCGGGAAAGUGCGUUUUAAGGCGAAGUCAUGAUGUAUUCUCCCAUCUGUCUCACUCAGGAUGAAUUUCACCCAUUCAUCGAGGCACUACUUCCACACGUCCGUGCAAUUGCCUAUACUUGGUUCAACCUGCAGGCUCGGAAACGCAAGUACUUUAAAAAGCACGAGAAGCGAAUGUCAAAGGAUGAAGAAAGAGCAGUCAAAGAUGAGCUUCUCAGUGAAAAGCCUGAAAUCAAACAGAAGUGGGCAUCCAGGCUCCUGGCCAAACUGCGCAAAGAUAUCCGCCAGGAGUACCGAGAGGACUUUGUGCUCACCGUGACUGGCAAGAAGCACCCGUGCUGUGUCUUAUCCAAUCCCGACCAGAAGGGUAAGAUUAGGAGAAUCGACUGCCUGCGACAGGCAGACAAAGUCUGGCGUCUGGAUCUAGUCAUGGUGAUCCUGUUCAAAGGCAUCCCCUUGGAAAGUACCGAUGGAGAGCGGCUCAUGAAAUCCCCACAUUGCACAAACCCAGCACUUUGUGUCCAGCCACAUCAUAUCACAGUAUCAGUUAAGGAGCUUGAUUUGUUUUUGGCAUACUACGUGCAGGAGCAAGAUUCUGGACAAUCAGGAAGUCCAAGCCACAAUGAUCCUGCCAAGAAUCCUCCAGGAUACCUUGAGGAUAGUUUUGUAAAAUCUGGAGUCUUCAAUGUAUCAGAACUUGUGAGGGUAUCCAGAACGCCCAUAACCCAGGGAACUGGAGUCAACUUCCCAAUUGGAGAAAUCCCAAGCCAACCAUACUAUCAUGACAUGAACUCGGGGGUCAAUCUUCAGAGGUCGCUGUCUUCUCCACCAAGCAGCAAAAGACCCAAAACUAUAUCCAUAGAUGAAAAUAUGGAACCAAGUCCUACAGGAGACUUUUAUCCCUCUCCGAAUUCACCAGCUGCUGGAAGUCGAACAUGGCAUGAAAGAGAUCAAGAUAUGUCUUCUCCGACUACUAUGAAGAAGCCUGAAAAGCCAUUGUUCAGCUCUACAUCUCCACAAGAUUCCUCCCCAAGAUUGAGCACUUUCCCCCAGCACCAUCAUCCCGGAAUACCUGGAGUUGCACACAGUGUCAUCUCAACUCGGACUCCACCUCCACCCUCACCGUUGCCAUUUCCAACACAAGCUAUUCUCCCUCCAGCCCCAUCGAGCUACUUCUCUCAUCCAACAAUCAGAUAUCCUCCCCACCUGAAUCCUCAGGAUACUCUGAAGAACUAUGUACCUUCUUAUGACCCAUCCAGUCCGCAAACCAGCCAGCCUAACAGCAGUGGUCAAGUAGUAGGGAAAGUGCCUGGCCAUUUCACUCCUGUCUUGGCACCCUCUCCCCAUCCCAGUGCAGUGCGACCUGUGACCCUGACCAUGACAGAUACUAAACCCAUCACUACAUCCACUGAAGGUGAGGCAGCUUCACCUACAGCAACCACCUACACAGCCUCAGGCACAUCUCAAGCCAAUCGAUAUGUGGGACUAAGCCCAAGAGACCCAUCCUUCCUACAUCAGCAACAGCUGAGGAUUUGUGACUGGACCAUGAAUCAAAACGGCAGGCAUUUAUACCCCAGUACCAGUGAGGAUACAUUGGGAAUUACUUGGCAAAGUCCUGGUACCUGGGCUAGCUUGGUUCCUUUCCAAGUAUCAAAUAGGACACCCAUCCUACCGGCAAAUGUCCAAAAUUACGGUUUGAACAUAAUCGGAGAACCUUUCCUUCAAGCAGAAACAAGCAACUGAGGGAAAAAUGAAAUACAACACUAGUUUAAGAAAUUUAAAAAAAAAAAAAGGAAAAGAGAAGACUGGACAAAACAAAACAAACAAAAAGGGAGAAAGGAAAGAAACUGAAGAAAGAAGAUAAUAGACCAGCAAUCGCAGCACUUACAAUCACUAAUUCCCUUAAGGUUGAAACUGUAAUGACAUAAAAAGG